CAAUUCUUCCCCCAAAAUAUUCUCUACGUAUCUUCUUCAAAUUCUCGUUUCUUAUCCCUUUUCCUAAUCCAAAUCCGCAAUCAAUUGAUCUUCUUCUUUGAUUCCUUUCCAAUCGAUCUUCUCUUCCUGCGAUUCAACAAUCCGAUAUUCGUUAUUGAUUCUGUUUUGUCUCUGUGUUUUUGUUUCUGUUUCGAUUUGAUCGUUUAAUGGUGGUGAAACUGGUCCGAUGGACGUCUUGGCAGACGUUCUCGUCGAGAAAAUACGAGGCGAUCAUCAAUCUUCGCCGAUUGGAAGGUUUGGCGAAUCUAUCGCUGAAGGAUUCGAGUGGUUUAGUGGUGGAAAUCAAGUGGAAAGGGCAGAAAAUUAUAGGUCUGAGUUCUUGGCGACGGUCUGUGAAGAGGAACUACACAGAUAAGGGCAAUGUCUGUGAAGAUGGAGCAUCGGUGGAUUGGAAUGAAGAGUUUAGGAUUUUGUGUUCAAUUCUCGGCUCGAAAGAGGAUCUGAUUCCUCCAUGGAAGCUUUCUCUCACAGUUCUUCAAAAAGGAGAAAACCAAGUACUUCGAAAUAGCUAUGCUGUAGUCGGGACUGCAUCACUGAACCUUGCAGAAUAUGCUUCUUCAUAUGAUGGAAAUGAGAUUCCGAUCAGCCUUCCUCUCAACGUCCGUGGCAGCACUGCAGCAGAGCUUAGCCCCUUGCUCCUUCUCUCUCUUAGCCUCGUGGAGCUGAGAACUGAUACAAAGCCUUCGAGGACGGUGCGGAGGUCGAUUAUGCCUGUGACGCUCUCCCCAACUUCACCAUUUGCUUUGUCAACAGAGAAAGAAGGGUUAUCUGCAAUAAGAGCAGGUCUAGAUAGAGUUAAAAUAUUUAGACAUUGUGUAUCAGCAGGAAAACCCGAGGAAGUAUUCCAUGAAGAAAACAUUGCUACAGUUGAUGGGUUUUACAUUAAGGAUAAGGAUUCUUCUCAGAGUUCUUCGCUUGAUUCGGACUCGAUAGAUGAUGGUGGGAACGAGGAGGAUUCACGUGUUCAGGAGCUAUUUGGUUAUGAAAAACUAGCCCAUGCCAACCGUGUAGCAGGAAUUUUCCUCCCUGGUACAAAAACCAACAAUGGAGAUGAAUGUUGGAUCUAUUGUGGCAAUGGUGCAGGAUGCUUGGACAUUGAUAGUGAUAGUUCACAAACUACACAGCAGAACUCGAUGCGCAAAAUCUUGUCGUGGAGGAAGAGGAAGUUAAGCUUCAAAUCUCGUAAAAUUAAAGAAGAGCCUCUUCUGAAGAAACAUUAUGGUGAAGAAGGUGGAGACGAUAUCGACUUUGCCCGUAGGCAGCAGAGCACAAAUGAGCUUUUCACUUGGUGGUAUAAUCUGGAGUUAUCAGCAGCUGCAUUUGGAGAUGAUAACUUUGCUGUGGGUAGUUGGGAACAGAAGGAGGUAACCAGUCGAGACGGACACUUGAAAGUCAACACCGAAGUCUUCUUCGCCUCUAUUGAUCAAAGGAGCGAGCGUGCUUCUGGGGAAAGUGCCUGCACAGCUCUAGUUGCUGUUAUUGCUGAUUGGUUACUUUCCAACCAAGAUGAAAUGCCCAUCAAGUCUGAAUUAGACAACUUGAUCAGAGAUGGAUCUGCAGAAUGGAGAAACCUUUGUGACAAUAAAGACUACCUGGAGCAGUUCCCUGAUAAACACUUUGAUCUCGACACGGUGAUUGAUGCAAAAAUCCGACCUCUAUCUGUUGCUGCAGAGAAGUCAUAUGUUGGAUUCUUCCACCCAGAAGGAUUGGAGGAAGAGGGUGUUUUCGAGUUCCUUAAGGGCGCCAUGUCUUUCGACACCAUAUGGGAUGAAAUCAGCCUCCUUGCAGCAGACCUUCCAACAAAUACAGGUGAAUCGAUGGUCUACAUUGUGAGCUGGAAUGACCACUUCUUCAUCUUGAAGGUUGACAAGGAUGCUUACUACAUCAUAGACACUUUGGGCGAGCGGCUCUACGAGGGGUGCAAUCAAGCGUACAUUCUGAAAUUCGACAGGGAGACAGUAAUUAGUAGAUUACCAAACAAAACAAAGGCAUCAGAGGAGAAAACCUCCGACACAAAGCAAUCAAAGAACACAGAGUCAUCAGAUAAGAAAGCCUCCAUUGACACAAAACAAUCAAAAAGCAAAGAGUCAUUGAAGGAGAAAAACACCAUUGACACAAAUCAAUCAAAGAGCUCAGAACCAUCAGAGGCAGAACCAUCUACUACUGAUGUGCCACAACUAAACAAUACAGAGAUGUUAGAAGAAAAACCGCCGGUCGAUGUCAUGCAACCAAGUGACUCUGAAGAAGCUACAACACCAGAACAGUCAAGUAGCCCAAAAGAAGCUUCGACUGAGAACAAAGAUGAGUCGAGGAAUGAUGAUGAUACAGACGAAGAGGUUGUAUGCACAGGGAAGGAGUGCUGCCAAGAGUAUAUCAAGAGCUUUCUCGCAGCAAUUCCGAUCAGGGAGUUGCUGGAAGAUGUGAAGAAGAAAGGUUUGAGUUCAUCAACACCCCUUCAUCAACGGCUACAAAUAGAAUUCCACCGUGCCAAAAUGAUGUUGGAUGAAUCAAAUUUUGGCAAAAGCAACGACUAAGGAUUAAUUACAUAAGUUAACUCAAAAGCUCUGUUUUAGUUCUAAUUAACUUUUGGAGAUCCUUCUUGUUUAAACCACUGUACUAAGGAAUGAAGUAUUGAAGAGGGCAUAAGUUAAAUGUUUAUAAAGCCCAUUAAUUCCA
Cucurbita pepo subsp. pepo (vegetable marrow) is the source of this 2736-nucleotide messenger RNA. RefSeq lists its product as uncharacterized. NCBI's taxonomy places the organism in Eukaryota, Viridiplantae, Streptophyta, Magnoliopsida, Cucurbitales, Cucurbitaceae. The record is from RefSeq and is a predicted model, not a curated record.